GUCUCCAUCGCCGUCUUCUUUGACGGCCAUCCUCCGUCAAUCCAUGGUAUCAUUCUUCUCUUCCCUUCCCGCUCUUCUAUUGGUAUCCCUUCUUCUGCUUUCGCUCCGCUCCGCCUUACUUGCCGGAACCCUACGCCUGUCCUCCCUCCCCGAUACCGAUCCACUACUCCGAUCACUCCUAUCCCGUCUCUCCACUCCAUCUUCAUCUUCAUCUUCUUCGCCCACUUCAUCCUCCCCGAAAACCCCUCGCUUCUUCCACCUCUCUCCCGCCGUGCCACUAGCUGAUGACUUUUUCUCAUCCUCUCCGUCGAUUGGCCGCCGUUCCUUUUCCAACUCAUCUUUUGCUUCUCCGAUCUAUGUGUACCUGUCUCUAAAUUCUACUGCUGUGGCUAGGGUUGGGGUUCGGCCUAAGUACCCACUUGACCCGCCCUCCCGCAUCCUAUUUUCAAUAUCGGAUUCGGAGAACUCCUCUCAAGAAGACGCCGAUCGGGCAGCUAAAGGCUUCUCGUUAGGCAAGGACGGAGUUCAGCUUGUUCAUCUUGUUUCCCUCCUCUCCUCCGCGCAUGCCAUAGCUAUUAUUGGAUUUAUCCUCUACUAUGCCACUGCUUUUGGUGUUGUUUUCUAUAGCGUUACCUGUAACAUGCUUUCCCGGCCCAUACCGUCUUUCAUCCACGCCCUCUGGUGUGGGGCGAGAUUAGGAGUUCGGCGCCUCGUAGGGUUCGUCUUCUUGAAGUGGGCAAUCAGGGACGCGCUGGUUCAGCUCCUGUGCAUCUUUUUUUUUGUCAACAUCGAGGACCAGAACAAGCUUUUCAAGCUCUUCGUCAAGGUCAAGCUCAUGCCCUUCUCCUUAACCUUAUUAUCAGGUAAUGAAGUUGCUGAGCUAUCUGGGUUUCUGUUUGUGUGGGGGCUUUUGGACUUAGUGGUUUCCAUGUUUCUCGUUUUGGUGCCUUGGAUUGUUGUUGUGGAUGAUAUUAGAAGGACAGGGCAGGAAGUGGUGAAAGAAGGAGUCUUUCUGGUGACCUUAGUGAGGAAAGAGUUUCUAUGGAUAAAUUGCUUGGAGAUGGUCUUGAGUGGAGGGUUGGGGAGGCUGUUUUUUUCCACUUUUGCUGGAAGAAGAUUUGCCAGGUGGAUUCAGGCAGUUUUUGAGGUUUAUUUCAUGGUGGUGUGGUUGGUUGUGUACUUGGAGGCACGAAGAAAGGAUUGGGAAUCACGGGGUAGGAGAUUUGGAAGGGAAGAGUUGGAACGGUGUAUUGACAGGCUCUGAUGACUGAGUGUAUGAAGUUGCCGUUGGGAAAGAGAGUUUUUUUUUUCCUUCUGAUUCUAGUUAGUUUCAUGCUAUUUGCGGAGGUAUUAAUUGAAUACCAUUUUGAUUGCUCACAUACAACUAGUUCUGUUACACCUUUGCACUUGAAUGCUUGAUUUUCUGUUGUGGGAGUCAAUGAGUUUGCAUGUACAGUUUCGCGACUAAUACAUUUGAUGUAGAUUUUGAAAGUGUUUCAAUGUUUAAUGGUUA
This is a messenger RNA of Phalaenopsis equestris, 1513 nucleotides long. RefSeq lists its product as uncharacterized. The record is from RefSeq and is a predicted model, not a curated record. NCBI's taxonomy places the organism in Eukaryota, Viridiplantae, Streptophyta, Magnoliopsida, Asparagales, Orchidaceae.